This is a messenger RNA of Paramacrobiotus metropolitanus, 1284 nucleotides long. RefSeq lists its product as uncharacterized. The transcript is spliced from 5 exons. The coding region runs from base 122 to 985 and encodes 287 amino acids. NCBI's taxonomy places the organism in Eukaryota, Metazoa, Tardigrada, Eutardigrada, Parachela, Macrobiotidae. The record is from RefSeq and is a predicted model, not a curated record.
UACACCUAAAGACAUCGUUUAAUGUUUUUCAUAUGUGAAUUUGUAACAACUCAGCAGGCGGUUAGAUUUGUCGACAAUCGAGUAACAUUGAGUAAGAAGUCACUAAGAACAUACUUAUCAAAUGACUAUCAUUUUUUCACCCAUGAAUAUACACAUAACCAUGACAAUAUCGCUGGCCACGCAGCUGCUCCUGGAAGCCUUCGCCGCCUUCGCCACCACCUCGGAACCGAGUAGCCGCAGCAGUUACGAACGGGCCGUGGCGGCACCGGAGAUACUGGAAUUUCACUUCUAUCCCAAUCCCGUGGUCAUAGGUCACUAUGUCAAUGUGACGUGCGCUGUGCGGCCACCGCAAUCGCAGGUGUUGAUAUUGCGACUGUUGACCAACAACUACGAUCAUCGUCUGGAUUAUCAGCACUGGAUCCACAACGAAACGGUGUCAAUAUACAGUGCUGAUAUUGCCGGUGUAACGUGGAAUUCCAUACCGGGAAACAUCAGCAGUUCCUAUAUAUGCGAAGCCCGAAAUAAUUUAGGAUUGGUUCGCAGCCGCAGUGUUAAUCUUAUCGCACGAAAUCCCGUUUAUACCACGGUUUUCAUUGAUCUGAAGACUGAAGCCGGAAGAACAGUUUCCAAUGCAAUCGUACGCCCGGCUAUGUGUAAAGCGACGACAACAGAAAGCGACGUUUUCGAAUACAAAUGGACAUUUCUCUCUUCUAAUUCGUCAUCCGAAUGGAUCCUUCUUCCAGUAUCUUCGGCUUCCAUCAAUGUGUCUGCGGAAGAAUCUGGGGUUUACAAAUGCGCCGUACGGUCAGAUGCUGGAUGGAGCGAAUGGUCGCCUUCCGUGCUGGUAACCACUGCAAUAGGAAUUAGCGGGCUAUCCGGAGGAACCUCGAAAAUAUUUUUGGACCCGUAUAUGACUGUUCCCAUAAGCAUAUUUGGCCAAGUUUUUCUGAUGCGGAUAAUUCAAAAAUGGAGGAAUUCGCUGUGAUAUUGCCUCGACAUCUUCCCACAAUUCACGUGCAUGAAGGCUUAAAUAACAGCAUCACAGAAAAUGAGCCCGAUCGUAUUCUGCUAAUCGCUAUCCAUGUUAUAUCAGCAUGAAGCAACUACAGUCAGGAUAUUCAAGCAAGCAAUAGUUUUCCCGAAAGCUAUAAUUUUCAAAAUGUAUAAUUAUAGAGAAUUGUUCGCCGUGUGAGUGCACAGCACUGCACGCACACUAACGAUAAGUACAGUGCGUUUAAAUUACGGAGAGCUAUGUAUUAUAAUUAUGAAUGUGUAUCGGCUAUC